Carassius gibelio (silver crucian carp) is the source of this 3428-nucleotide messenger RNA. Its product is annotated as beta-chimaerin. Gene Ontology annotation, biological process: signal transduction; regulation of small GTPase mediated signal transduction; positive regulation of GTPase activity. The record is from RefSeq and is a predicted model, not a curated record. NCBI's taxonomy places the organism in Eukaryota, Metazoa, Chordata, Actinopteri, Cypriniformes, Cyprinidae. The transcript has 14 exons. The coding region runs from base 295 to 1695 and encodes 466 amino acids. Gene Ontology annotation, molecular function: GTPase activator activity.
ACACACUCUGUGUUUAUUACGCGCCUAGAAGUGGCACAUGGAAGCGAUACAGUGAAAUCCCUGACUGAUUCCUUGAAAUAUGGUGAAACCUACUGGCACUGACAGCACACGGAACGUCCGGGAAGUUUUUUUUGGAAUUCUGCUUUUCAUUACGGUGAAGAGUAGAUGAGUUGUCACAUAUUCUAAGGAACUCUAGAGAGAGCUGAAGACAGGUCAGGACAGCAGAAACUGAGAUGGAAGAGCUGUCAAGCCCCAAAAGACGCCAGUAAGCGGGUAGAUUCAGAAUUAGACGCGAUGGCAGCGUCCAGCAACUCCAGUCUGUCGGGUUCCUCCGUCUCUUCGGAUCCUGAAGAUUAUCAGCCACCGAUAUGGAAAUCCUACUUGUACCAGCUACAGCAGGAAGCACCAAGACCAAAGAGGAUCACUUGUCCUCAGGAGAUGGAAAGCAGACCUAAAUACUAUGGAAGAGAGUUCCAUGGUCUGAUUUCCAGAGAGCGUGCAGAUGAACUGCUUGCUGGGACAGAAGGUGCUUACCUCAUCAGAGAGAGUCAGAGACAACCAGGAACAUAUACACUUGCUUUGAGAUUUGGUGGUCAGACUUUGAACUACCGACUCUUCUAUGAUGGAAGGCACUUUGUGGGAGAGAAACAUUUCGAGUCAGUUCAUGAUCUGGUUACAGACGGCCUCAUUACUCUCUAUAUUGAGACAAAGGCAGCAGAAUACAUCGCCAAGAUGACCACAAACCCUAUCUACCAGCAUCUGGGCUACACCUCUUUCCUGAGAGACAAAAUCACUCACAGACUCAACCGGACCCGCUCUGAGGCCAAAAAAGUUACUUUCAAGCAGGAUGAAAAGAUCAACUCGUCACCACUGAGCAGACGGGCCACAAUCAGGGACAGACCGGAGAAACACUGCCACUAUGAGAAGAUCCACAACUUUAAGGUGCACACCUUCAGAGGGCCACACUGGUGUGAAUACUGUGCAAACUUCAUGUGGGGUCUUAUCGCCCAGGGCGUCCGUUGCUCAGACUGCGGGCUGAACGUGCACAAACAGUGCUCCAAACUAGUGCCCAGCGACUGUCAGCCGGACCUCCGCAGGAUCAAGAAGGUCUUCAGCUGCGAUCUCACCACACUGGUCAAAGCCCACAACACGCCAAGGCCGAUGGUUCUGGACAUGUGUAUCAAAGAGAUCGAGCACAGAGGUUUGAAAUCAGAGGGUCUCUACAGAGUGUCAGGCUUCACAGACCACAUUGAAGAUGUCCGGCUGGCCUUCGAUAGAGAUGGUGAGAAAGCAGACAUCAGUGCCAACAUGUACCCAGACAUCAAUAUAAUCGCCGGAGCUCUGAAGCUUUAUUUGCGAGAUCUGCCCAUUUCAGUCAUCACAUAUGACGUCUACUCCAAAUUCAUACAAGCAGCCAAAAUAACAGACCCUGAUUCUAGACUGGAGGCAGUUCAUGAUGGUCUUCUCCAACUUCCUCCUGCCCAUUAUGAAACCCUGCGGUAUCUGAUGACACACCUGAAGAGGGUCACCAUGCACGAGAAGGACAAUUACAUGAACUCCGAGAACCUAGGAAUCGUUUUUGGCCCCACGCUCAUGCGGCCCCCGGACCAGAACGCGCUCGCCACUCUCAACGAUAUGAGAUACCAGAAACUGAUAGUUCAGCUCCUGAUAGAGCAUGAGGACAUCUUGUUUUAAACAGCUGAAAUGAAGACAUCUUUCAAAGACUUAAAAGAGUGUGUACAUACACAUUUGUGCUGAAUACAGAGUUCAUUAUUAUUGAUGGGCAUUUUGUUUAAAGGGAUAGUCCACACAAAAAUUAAAGUUUGCAGAAAAUUUGGAUGUAGAUGAGAUUGUUUCUUCAUCAGAAAAGAUUUGGAGAAAUGUAGCAUUGCAUCACUUGCUCACUGAUGGAUCCUUUUUUAGGGUGACCAUAUGCGCCGUUCAUACGGGACACGUCCCAGCCAGGAUUUUAAUAUUGCCUAAAAUAUCCAGGUUUUGGCUAUUUGCACUGUGCAGGUUGAUCGUUGUGUAACAUUCAUGAGAGCUAUAAAAAGCAGAGCAGACGGCUCCUUAUGCUUUCGAAUCGCUUUCACGUGUUGGUUGGUUCGUUUGACUUGAAGAAUUGUGGCACACUUAGUUCUUUUGUUUUAUAGAUUUGUGCGCAGCGACGCUUCAAGUAAAUCAAACGAACAAAACGUGUGCAAAUUUGCAUCGCUUUGAUCGUUCCUUUUAGAUCUCAACUUCUCACACGCAGCCCCACGAUUGGUCGAUUAUGUACAAUACCUGCAUGUUAUUGGUCAAACUGCUCUGGAUGUUUUAGGCAAUAUUAAAAUCCUGGCCGGGACGUGUCCCGUAUGAACGGUGCGUAUGGUCACCCUAAUCCUUUGCAGUGAAUGGGUGCCGUCACAUUCAGAGUCCAAACUGCUGAUAAAAACAUCACAAUAUUCCACAAGUAAUCCACAUGACUCCAGUCCAUCAAUUAAGAUAAAAGCUCUUAACAAGAUGUUAAAUGAUGAUGUUUAUUGAUAAAAUGGAGUGUGGAUUGCUGUGAUGUUUUUAUCAGCUGUUUGGACUCUGAUUCUGACGGCACCCAUUCACUGCAGAGCAUCCAUUGGUGAUUAAGUGAUGUAAUGCUAAAAUUCCCCAAAUCUGUUCUGAUGAAGAAACAAACUAAUCUAAAUCUUGGAUGGCUUAAAGGGCGAUUCAAUUUUAAGCAAAUUAGCAUUUUUGGGGGGUGUAUUCCUUUAAAUCACAGAACCUUUUUUAUCUGAUGUGAGAUAACUAUGGUGCAUUGACCUUGAUGCUCUACAGGAUAAAUUCUAUGAACCUAUGGUCAAUUAGCAUUGCAAAACUGACAUAUUGUCAAGUAUGAUUAAGUGUGUGUGUUUGUGUGUGUGUUUAUAUAUAUAUAUAUAUAUAUAUAUAUAUAUGUACAUACAUACAUAAAGUAGGUGAUGGCAAGGCAAUUUAGAUCAUGUUCAAAGCACUUUUUAAUUUUACAUGGAGUGUAAAUAUUUUUAUUUUAUUUUUGUUCACUAAUGCUGUAUUUACCUAUGCCUCCUUCAAAUUAUAUAUUUUUUUUUCGCCCUGACAACAAUUAAGUAAUCUCUGUCAUCACCUUGUGAAUGGACAAAAUGGUUCUGUGAUCUUUUAAUUAGUGCUUGUUCCUCCCUGCUUGGACCAUUGUUGCUAAACAAAAUUGUGUGUAUUGUGUUCAUCUUGGACUCCUGGGGUGAAUUCAGCCAUUCACUUAAAAAAAAAAAAAUAAUAAUAAGCCACAAAUGGUACCGUCACCUUGAUUUGAGUUUAUUGAUAAAAUAUCUUUCUCCUAUUUUUUAAAAAGCUAUUUCUUUGAAAAAUGAUUGUAAUUAUGAUUGUAAUUUAUCAAAUGCUGAUUUAUUAAAUUAUGUAAAUCUGGUUACUUUUCA